AUGACGAACGAAACGGUAACGUACGGCCGCGGUGGAGCUGGCAACGUCACCACCAAAGACGCCAAAUCGCCUACUUUCAAGCCUCAGACCACGCCCGUAUUAAAAUCGCACGUGUACACCACUGGUCGUGGUGGAACUGGCAACAUGGCCAAGCUUGAUAGUCCAGAGGAGGCAAGGCGCGCUCAGGAUGUUGAUGUGCCUGGAAUUACGAUCCCAGAAAACGUCCAUCACACCGGGAGAGGUGGCGCGGCCAACCUAUAUAAGCCCACAGAAGCGGAGCAGAAAGAAGCGCGAGCCCAUAAUGAGAAGGUGCGAUCAGAGUCAUUCAGCAAGGACCGGAGUGGUCUCCGCGGCUUAGCCGGCAAGGCCAAAGAUAACUUGGUCGGCAAAAGCAAUGGGGAGAAAGAGUGA
Molecule: messenger RNA, 411 nt
Organism: Cladophialophora carrionii CBS 160.54
Lineage: Eukaryota; Fungi; Ascomycota; Eurotiomycetes; Chaetothyriales; Herpotrichiellaceae
Exons: 3
Coding region: 1-411 (136 amino acids)
Source: RefSeq, a predicted model, not a curated record